Corticium candelabrum is the source of this 630-nucleotide messenger RNA. RefSeq lists its product as uncharacterized. The transcript has a single exon. NCBI's taxonomy places the organism in Eukaryota, Metazoa, Porifera, Homoscleromorpha, Homosclerophorida, Plakinidae. The record is from RefSeq and is a predicted model, not a curated record. Bases 1 to 630 code for a protein of 209 amino acids.
AUGGCUAUUCUUUUGUUCUGGCUUGCACACUCUGUUGCUUUCGUAUCCGUUGCUGGUCUUUUCUGUAUUGGAAAGUCUACGGCUGUAGCUAUCGUUCAUAAUGGCGUCCACGUCCUGCUUAGACACAUGUUUCCUUCAACAUUUCUGUUCCCUAAAGGUUCAGAACUUGACCAUGGGUUGUGUGAUUUUGAAGCUCUAUGCCGUCUUCCUCAGUGUGCUGGUGCUCUGGAUGGUACGUUUAUGCGCAUAGAAAAGCCUAUAAAGUUUGAAGAUUCAUAUUUCUGCUACAAGCGUUUUCACUCUAUCAUUAUUUUGGCAUGUGUCGACGCAAGAGGUAUCUUCACAUCAGUCAAUUCUGGGAGACCGUGGUGUGUAGGUGAUUUUUUCACCUACAAUCACAGUAGCUUGAAAAGAAAUAUUGAUACUGGAGACUGGCUUCAUGUAAGCCAUUCAAAAAUUAUCAACGGACAGGAAAUUAGACCCUUUCUAGUUGCUGAUUCUGCCUUUUCAUUGUCACCAACAGUAAUGAAGUGCUCUGAUGAAGAUCCAGUGAGACCUCACUAUGUAAGCUUUAACUACUCUGUCAUUCGUAUUAGGAGAGUCGUAGAACAAGCAUUUGGUCGUUUAUAA